Messenger RNA from Bacidia gigantensis, 1686 nucleotides. RefSeq lists its product as uncharacterized. Gene Ontology annotation, molecular function: protein binding. The coding region runs from base 1 to 1686 and encodes 561 amino acids. The transcript is spliced from 2 exons. Lineage: Eukaryota; Fungi; Ascomycota; Lecanoromycetes; Lecanorales; Ramalinaceae. The record is from RefSeq and is a predicted model, not a curated record.
AUGUCUUUUCAAAUGUACAACUCGUUUGUACCCCAAAGUCAGGCAGUCGUUCAUUGCUCUGCUGAUGAUCCGAUGAUUAUUGAGAGACCAGGACUGUGGUCUGAUCACCGGGCACAGAAUGCCUUCUCAGAUGAUCUUGCGUUCGGGCAAACGCCGCUUUAUAUCGCGCCUACUUCAUUCAACAACGGGCAAGCUCCCAAUACUUCGAUCAUCUUACCAGAGCGAGGAUCCUUUUCCUCCACGCCAACCGAAGCUGACUGGGAUCGGCUCAAAUCUCUGAUCAUUGAGCUUUACUCAAAACAUACUUUAGAUGAAGUCAGAGAUAUUAUGAGGGAUACGUACGGUUUGAGAGCAAGUGUCAAAAUGUACAAAGACAGACGCCGCAAGUGGGCCAUGGACAAGAACAUCAAGAAGCACGAAAUGGAGUGUAUCAUCCGCAAGCAGACAGCACGUGCAGCAGUGGGGAAAAGAUCGGUCUUCUACCUUCGCAAUACGAAAGUGCCGGAAGGAAAAAUCGCUCGCGCUCGGAAAGCAUUUGGAAAUCUGUCCGCAGAGGGGUUUUCUAAUUCAAAAUUGUCCACACCGCCAGGACUAACUUGCACGACACCAGUAAUUUCGCCGUUGUCUACGCCUGCCAUAAUCGAAACACCAGAGCGCAUUUUGAAAGCCAUUGAAACUUACAUCCAUGGCUCUUUCGACGCAAGAACGUGGGUAACCACAGAAGAUGGAGAGUGUACUGGCAAAGAAGGCACCUCAGAGCACUACGACUUCUACUCUGAGUGCAUAGAAGCCCUCAGGUUUCUAGAAGACAAUGACAGCAGCCGUACGUGGCAAUUUCUGAACAUGGCAAUGGCUCGAGUGGAGCGUAUGUUCGAAGUUGAAAUCCCACAGAUGCUCGGUUUGAUCACUUCCGUUUUACUCCAGUACGUAGAAGAUGAGACAACGAGCAAGAUUGCUUAUUCUAUCUUGUAUUUCAUCUCCGCUAUGAGCGAUAAGAAGCUAGGCUCGAAUCAUCCAAUCACUUUCUGCUUCACGCGUCUCGGUCGAAUGCAGGCUUCUCAAGUUAUGCAGACCCUUCGUAUCUCUCAAUCAUGCCAGACAGAUUGUCUGACUCAACGAGCGGACCGCUUCAAUAUGGUCACUUUAGAUUUACUGAUCGCACAAUGGGAAUGGAUAAAGAAGGACAAUAUCAUACAGACUAUCGAGGAGUAUCUAAAAGCUGCCGAGAAUACAAUCGGCACAGUGGACAACCGGACGCUAUACAUACGUCAAGCUCUAGUCGGGUAUUACAUCGAGGCAAGAGAGUACAAGAAGGCUGUCAAAGUUGCUGAGGAACUGAUCUCUUGUGCAGCAAAGACACAGGUUCCUUUUGAUAUGACGGAAGCACUUAAAGUGCUUUCCAUAGCGCACUUCGGAUCCUCGGAGAGAAAUUUGGCUGAGCAGAAUCUUCGACGAGCGAUAUCUAUCGGAAGUGACGCAUGGGGAUUGGGAAAAAGUGAUGUCAUAGGGUAUAUGUCAAGAUUGCAGUCUUGGCUACGAAGAUGGGACAGGCAUGAUGAAGCAGCUGAAUUGCAAGAGGAGAUUGACAGGAUUGUAGAGGUAAAGCACCGGAGACUUGUGAUGGAAGAAGACGAGAAGUGGCAGAGAUGGCAGAUGUCCCAGGCCGCGUCAUCCGGAGCUGAAUAG